This is a messenger RNA of Python bivittatus (Burmese python), 2316 nucleotides long. RefSeq names its product lengsin, lens protein with glutamine synthetase domain (gene LGSN). The record is from RefSeq and is a predicted model, not a curated record. Gene Ontology annotation, cellular component: cytoplasm; membrane. Gene Ontology annotation, molecular function: glutamine synthetase activity. Lineage: Eukaryota; Metazoa; Chordata; Lepidosauria; Squamata; Pythonidae.
AUGGAGAAAGACACCCCCAACUAUCAGACUUCUGCUGGAAUUGAAAAUGAGGAAAUUGACGGCAACUGUAUGUGUGGAUUAAGUAGCAGACAAAGAAGCAAGGUCAGUGGGACACAGCUCUCUGCAGCAGAACGUGAAACAAUGGAUACUUCUCCUCCUACAAAUUCUUUUAAUCAAGGAAUGCUGGAGCUGUGUGUAGAUAAACCUCCUCAGAACCUACCAGGAUUGCAGGAAGCAGGUGAGACCCCCUCCAAAGAUUUCCGUGUAAAGGAAGGCCUAUCACACAGCCAAGAAGAGCCAUGGAAAGGUCAAUCAGAAGAUUGCAGGGGAAUAGAAUCCUUUGACAAAAAUGAUCAAUCAUUGGAAACAGAUGUAGAGAGCAAAGAUGAGCAACUGGGGUGGCUAGACACAAUGAGAAGAAAGGAGACUUCUGAAAUAGAAUCAAAUGAAGAUAAGACUUGCACAGUGCAGGAUGGGAGUAAGUUCCACCCAACAGAGGAAAAGCACUGGGACCAACAUAUAGCAACCCAGGGAAAACAAGACAGCAAAGACUUGUCUGUUUUGGAGCCUGGCAUUUCCAACAAAACUUUGCAAGAGUUUAAGAAUGCAUUGAAAGAAAGUCCACUGCUAAGCACCUGGACCUGGGACAGUAGCGAACUCAGGGCUGCCUCUUGCCACGCACUGCUGAAGUCUAGGGAAAAACAAAGUCAAUGUAUGGAAACUCUUCCUCCUCAUCUAAGAGGCAUUGACCAGAAAGUCCCCAUUCUGCACAAGCAUGGAUCUGGGCAAGGAGGGAAGCCCCAACUGGUUCACAACUCUGCUGGGUUGGAGAAACAGCAAUCAAAAAGUGAUGAUAUGGAACAUUCUGUUGGGAGGCAACAGACCCCUUUCCCAAAUGUUGUCAGUACUCUGCCUACUAAGUUUGAGCACCCAUCUGAAUACCGCAGAGAUUCCAGUGAGAAGAAACCGGGCAGUGGCAAUUUUCUUCACUUCGCCUCUGAGAUUGAGCACAUUGAGGAACAGAUGGCAAGGGACAAUGUCCGUUUUGUCAGGUUUGAAACCACAGAUAUCCAUGGCGUGGCAAGAUCCAAGACCAUCCCUUCUCGCUUUUUCCGGACCAAAGCAAUCCAUGGUGUUGCCAUGCCAAAAGGCUAUCUCGAGCUGACACUGGAUUCAAGGGAUCGUGAAACAAGUCACAUUUUGACAAGCAGUUUUAAUUGCGACAUCAUUCUGAGACCUGAUCUAUCAACAUUCCGGAUCUUACCUUGGACUGAACAAACAGCAAGGGUGAUAUGUGAUCCAUUUAUAGUGAUGGGCAACCCUCUCUUGACAUCACCCCGGCACAUUGCCAAGCAGCAGUUGAGUCAGCUCCGGGACAAUGGCUUUGCAUUGUAUUCCGCCUUCACUUACGAAUUCUGUAUUUAUGGUAUUGCUGAAAUUGUAAAUUCAAAGACAAUAUCUUUUCCUGCUGCCACCCUACUCAGCAAUCAUGACCAGUCCUUCAUCCAGGAACUCAUGGAUGGCAUGUAUUCUGCUGGGGCAAACAUUGAAAGCUUCUCUUCUUCUGCUGGGCCUGGACAAAUGGAGAUCUCUUUUCACCCAGAGUUUGGCCUGGGUGCAGCUGACAGUGCCUUCACUUUCCGGACAGGCAUUAAAGAAGUAGCCAAAAAGUACAAUUAUAUUGCCAGCUUUUUCACUGAGGAUGGAUUCUAUAAUUCAGGCAUUCUGACCCAUAGCCUUUGGGAUAGCAACAGGCAGAAUAAUUUGUUUGCUUUGGGUUCUGGAGCCCCAGACCUCACUGAUAUUGGGAAGAAUUGGCUUGCAGGGCUACUGGUACAUUCUGCAGCUCUUAGCUGCCUGAUGGCCCCAACCGUCUCCUGUCGCAAAUGCUACAGUGGGUGUAGCAAAGGCUCUAAAGAGGCUGUGGUUGCCAAGGGAGCAUGGAAUGAUAACACCUGUGCCUUUAACAUCCAAAAUCAUGGUGACAAGGGGACUUGGAUAGAAAACCAGCUUGGCUCGGCAACUGCAAACCCUUACUUGGUGCUAUCUGCUACGAUUGCAGCAGGUCUGGAUGGUGUAAAGAGAAAGCUCACUUUCCAGGAGGCAUCAGGGAAGAUCCAGAGCUCCACUCUGAUGAAAGGAGGCAUGAUCCCUCUGAAGCUGGAAGAUGCUCUUGUGGCUCUCCAAGAAGAUGAGUGCAUCCGGGAAGCACUGGGGGACUAUUUUGUCCAGUAUUUUGUCAACAUAAAGCAAUAUGAGGUGGAAACUGAGGAAAUGGAUGCAGAAAGGAAUAAAUUUUUAGAAUAUUUUAUCUAG